Molecule: messenger RNA, 1911 nt
Organism: Helobdella robusta
Lineage: Eukaryota; Metazoa; Annelida; Clitellata; Rhynchobdellida; Glossiphoniidae
Exons: 19
Coding region: 1-1911 (636 amino acids)
Biological process (GO): maturation of LSU-rRNA from tricistronic rRNA transcript (SSU-rRNA, 5.8S rRNA, LSU-rRNA); ribosome biogenesis
Cellular component (GO): PeBoW complex; preribosome, large subunit precursor
Molecular function (GO): ribonucleoprotein complex binding; protein binding
Source: RefSeq, a predicted model, not a curated record
AUGUUACCACUACAACAACAACAUAGACAUCAUAGCAAUCACGUUACACACACACAAACAUCGCAGGAUGUGCGCAACACAAUUGGAGAUGUGCCAAUAGAGUGGUACAACGAGUACGACCAUUGCGGCUACGACCUCGACGGGAAGAAGAUCACAAAAGAUGUCGACGCUGCUGGCGAUGAGCUGGAUGAUUUUAUACAAAAGAUGGAUAAUGUCGAUUAUUGGAGAACAGUUCGAGACAAGAGCACUGGUAAGAAGGUGGUCCUGAGUGAUGAUGAUGUCCGACUUAUCCGGAAGUUUCUUCGAGGAAAGUAUGCUUCCAAAGAAACUGACCCCUAUCCUGCCUUUGACGAGCCAUUCGUCCGAGAAACCAUGAUACAUCCAGUGACCAAUCACAUUGACGAGAAGAGGUCAUUUGAGCCUUCCAGAUGGGAAAGGUUAAAGGUUGGACAGUUGGUUCAUUCAAUCAAAAUGGGAUGGUUAAAGAUAUCAGAGGAGAAAGAGAAAGAGCCUAAAUUUUAUGAAUUGUGGACUCCAAAUCCUGAGUCUGAGAAGAAGAACAAAAUUCGCCAGUAUGUCCCAGCCCCAAAGAUGCCACUUCCGGGUCAUGCAGAGUCUUACAACCCCCCACCUGAAUAUUUGUUCACCCCUGAGGAAGAGAAAAAGUGGAGAGAGAGUGAAGAGAGUGAGAGGAGAAUCAACUUCAUUCCUAGAAAGUUCAGAAGCCUACGUGAAGUUACUGGUUAUGCCAGAUUUGUUAAUGAGAGGUUUGAGAGGUGCCUGGAUCUCUAUCUGUGCCCCAGGCAGAUUAAGAUGAAGGCCAAGGUAAAAGCAGAAGACCUCCUACCGAAACUGCCCAGUCCACGCGAUCUUCAACCUUUCCCGACCAUCCAAUCAUUGAUAUAUAAAGGGCACACAGAUGCAGUCAGAAGUAUUAGUACAGAUCCAACUGGCCUAUGGCUGGCGUCUGGUUCUGAAGACUGCACACUCAAAAUCUGGGAGAUCUCGACGGGUCGUUGUGUUAAAGAGGUCAGGUUCGAAAGCAAGGUUGGCCACGUUGCUUGGAAUCCUAGGAGCAGUCUGUCUAUUGUUGCCGUUUCUGUAAAUACCAAGGUGUACAUUAUAAAUACCAUGCUCGGUUCACAAGUACAAAGUACAGAUUCUUAUUUGAGAUCGUACCAGGCAGAGAAAACUGUUGACCCUGGCAGCAGUGUCACUGAAGAUUCAGGUAGUGAUAAUGAUGAUGUUGAACUACUCUGCAUCAACCAUCCUAAUACUGUCAAUCAAAUAAGCUGGCAAUCAAAGGGUGAUUAUUUUGCCGUUGUCCUCAAGGAAGGACAGUCAAUGUCCGUACUGUUACACAGGCUCUCAACUAAAGUUACUAUGAAUCCAUUCAGUAAGCCUAAGGGUUUAGUUCAGUGCGUUUCAUUCCACCCUACCAAGCCUAUGCUCUUUGUGGCCACCCAGCAGUUCAUAAGAGUUUAUGAUCUAGUUAAGCAAAUGCUUACCAAGAAACUCAUGUCCAAUUGUAAGUGGAUAUCCAGUAUGGCUAUUCACCCUUGGGGUGAUAACAUGAUUGUUGGUAGCUAUGAUUCAAGGUUGGCCUGGUUUGAUAUGGAGCUCUCCGAGAAACCGUACCAAACGCUUAAACAUCACAAGAGUGCCAUUAGGCAAGUUACUUACCAUAAAUCUCUGCCACUAUUUGCGUCUUGCUCCGAUGAUGGCUCAACUAUCGUUUGUCAUGGCAGGGUUUUUAACGACUUCACAAUCAAUCCUUUGAUCGUUCCCGUCAAAAUCCUGAGAGGUCACGUGAUGACAAGGAACUUGGGGGUCCUGGAUUGCACCUUUCACCCCACGGAACCCUGGCUGUUUUCGGCUGGGGCCGACCACACUAUCAGAUUAUAUAGCUAA